Molecule: messenger RNA, 6560 nt
Organism: Clupea harengus (Atlantic herring)
Lineage: Eukaryota; Metazoa; Chordata; Actinopteri; Clupeiformes; Clupeidae
Gene: braf
Product: B-Raf proto-oncogene, serine/threonine kinase
Biological process (GO): MAPK cascade; protein phosphorylation
Cellular component (GO): plasma membrane; mitochondrion; cytosol
Molecular function (GO): ATP binding; MAP kinase kinase kinase activity
Source: RefSeq, a predicted model, not a curated record
UCUGUUUCUUUCCCCUAUUAUUUUCCACUCAGCUUCUCGCAGUUUAAAAUGGCGGCGUUGAGCAGCGCCGAGUCCCCACCGCCCGUCUUCAACGGAGACACCAUGGACCGUGAUCCGGAGCGGGAGCGGGGACUGGACGAACUGGGCGCUGGGCUCGACACCACUUGCACCGGGGGGAUUCCCGAAUGUCAGCAAGACAUUCCCGAGGAGAUCUGGAACAUUAAGCAGAUGAUUAAGUUGACACAGGAGCACUUAGAAGCCCUUCUGGACAAGUUUGGAGGAGAGCACAACCCUCCGUCCAUAUACCUGGAGGCCUAUGAGGAGUACACCAGUAAGCUAGAUGCUCUGCAGCAACGGGAACAGCAGCUCCUGGAGGCCAUUGGGAAUAGCACAGAGUUCUCCUGCUCCUCUCCCACGCCCGCCGCCCUGCUGGAUGUCAAGCUGGGGGGCGCACAGGGCUUCCCCCCAGCCCCUAACACCCUGGCCGUCCUGCAGACCCCCACCGACGCCGCCCGCGGCAACCCUCGCUCACCGCAGAAGCCUAUCGUCAGGGUGUUCCUGCCCAACAAACAGAGGACUGUGGUCCCAGCUCGCUGUGGAAUGACUGUGAGGGAUUCACUGAAGAAGGCUCUGAUGAUGAGGGGUCUGAUUCCCGAGUGCUGUGCUGUCUACAGGAUACAGGAUGGGGAAAAGAAGCCGCUUGGCUGGGAUACAGAUAUCUCCUGGCUGACAGGCGAGGAGCUUCACGUGGAGGUUCUGGAAAACGUGCCGUUGACCACCCAUAACUUUGUGAGGAAGACUUUCUUCACGCUGGCCUUCUGUGAUUUCUGCCGGAAGCUCCUGUUCCAGGGCUUCCGCUGUCAAACAUGUGGUUACAAGUUCCAUCAGCGCUGCAGCACUGAGGUCCCGCUCAUGUGUGUGAACUAUGACCAACUAGAUUUGCUGCUGGUCUCCAAAUUUUUUGAGCACCACCCCAUCACUCAGGAGGAGGUGUCGUCCGAGGGGACCACCCCCAUGUCCGAGGCGUGUCCGUCCCUGCCGCCCUCCGACUCAACCGGGUCCCUGUGCCACGCCAGCGUCUCCCCGUCCAAGUCCAUUCCCAUCCCACAGAAUUUCCGCCCAGGGGAGGAGGACCACCGCAAUCAGUUUGGCCAGAGGGAUCGCUCCUCCUCGGCCCCAAACGUCCAUAUCAACACCAUCGAGCCGGUCAACAUUGACGACUUGAUUCGUGAUCAAGGUUUACAGAGGUCUGAUGGAGCCCCCCCGACCCACCCAGCUCGCUGCUUGAGGAAACAGCGCACGCGGACCUCAAGCCCCCUCCUAUACUCCUACCCCAAUGACACUGUCUUUGAUUUUGACACAGAGCCUGUGUUCCGAGGAACAACGGCAGGACUGUCAGCCACGCCCCCUGCCUCGCUGCCAGGCUCCCUGACCAGUGUGAAGGUGCCGCAGAAGUCGCCAUGCCAACAGCGGGAGCGCAAGUCGUCGUCUUCGUCUGAGGACCGCAAUAAAAUGAAAACCCUGGGCCGCCGGGACUCGAGCGAUGACUGGGAGAUCCCCGAGGGGCAGAUCACACUGGGCCAGCGGAUAGGAUCCGGGUCCUUUGGAACCGUCUACAAGGGGAAGUGGCACGGUGAUGUGGCUGUGAAGAUGUUGAACGUCACCGCGCCCACCCCUCAACAGCUGCAGGCAUUCAAGAACGAAGUGGGCGUCCUCAGGAAAACCCGUCAUGUGAACAUCCUGCUGUUCAUGGGCUACACCACCAAGCCCCAGCUGGCCAUAGUCACGCAGUGGUGCGAGGGCUCCAGCCUCUACCACCACCUGCACAUCAUUGAGACCAAGUUUGAGAUGAUCAAGCUCAUCGACAUCGCCCGUCAGACAGCGCAGGGCAUGGACUACCUGCAUGCCAAAUCCAUCAUCCAUAGAGACCUGAAGAGCAACAACAUCUUCCUGCAUGAGGACUUGACGGUGAAGAUCGGUGACUUUGGCCUGGCCACGGUGAAGUCUCGCUGGAGCGGCUCGCACCAGUUUGAGCAGCUCUCUGGGUCCAUCCUGUGGAUGGCCCCUGAGGUGAUCCGGCUUCAGGACAAGAAUCCAUACAGUUUCCAGUCGGACGUGUACGCCUUCGGCGUCGUGCUAUACGAGCUGAUGUCUGGAGUACUGCCCUACUCGAACAUCAACAACAGAGACCAGAUCAUAUUUAUGGUGGGCCGGGGCUACCUGGCUCCAGACCUGAGUAAAGUGCGCAGUAACUGCCCCAAGGCCAUGAAGAGGCUGAUGGCCGACUGCCUGAAGAAGAAGCGGGAGGAGAGGCCUCUCUUCCCACAGAUCCUGGCCUCCAUAGAGCUGCUGGCGCGCUCGCUACCCAAGAUCCACCGCAGCGCCUCGGAGCCCUCGCUCAACCGCGCCGGCUUCCAGACGGAAGACUUCAGCCUGUACGCCUGCGCCUCCCCAAAGACCCCCAUCCAGGCUGGCUGCUAUGGGGAGUUUUCAGCCUUCAAGUAGUGCUGCAGACAUCACUAGUCCAUCCCUCAUCACCUUUUGCUAAGUCUUGUGUUCCUACAGUGGGUUCAUGCAUAAAGCUGAAAAAAAAAAUACCUAGUCUCAAAGAAUGUGCUGUUUCUCUUUCCUCUUAACCUGAAGAGCAACAGCCUCAAAUGGAGUUGCAAACAAACAAACAAAACAAAAAAGGAAAAAAAGAAAAGAAAAGAAAAACAACAGGAAAGUCUCUGCAACAGGACAUCUCUGGUUCACAAUAUGUAAUACAAACAACCAGGCUUGAACCCUCCCCCUUCCCCUCCAGCCACCACCACAACAACAACAACAACAACAACAACAACAACCACAACAACAACACUUGAAGACAAAACAACCAAGAGGAAAAAGAAGAGUAAGGGGGUCGACAAUGAAAUCCAAAAGAGACCGUGGUGAGAAGCAAAGAAACAAGUCCACUGGAGAGAGAAACGGACAUGCCCUCCCCCCUCACCCCUCCCCAUGACAGGCAAGAGAAUGAACAGGAGUGUUUGAAGGAAGAGCGUGAAGACAUUUAAGGGCAAAAGUGGAUGGAGUUGUUCUGGGAGAUCAGGCCUCAGCUCUCUCUCCGAAGAGAGCGGAUGAGCAGUGGGGUUGGGGAGGUGGAGGUGGUGGUGGGCACAGUCAGGGCACAGGAUACUCUUUAGCGACCAUUGGCACUUGAGGACUGUGGACUGAAUGACCAUACCCACCGCCCCCUCCCCCCAACGGUUGCUCAUUGGCUGGUGUGGGCCGACGGGAGUCAGGUCAGAUCCAAUCCCAGUGAGGUGUUUGAGGUCAUAGGGCCAACCAUGUUUGGAAGAUGACUUGAAUGACAUUUUUUAAUAUAUGUUUUAGGGUAUAACGGGAGCUGCUAGUGUAAAAGCUUUUCUUUUUUUCUUUUUUUUUUUCAUGUUGAGCUUGUCACAGCGGAAGAGGAUGGAUGUUCUUCCUCUUGGCUAUGUAGAAAGCAAGUCCUGUACAUUCCUUCCCCCAUGUUGUUGUUUAGUCUCAUGCCUGUACAGAAAAGCCGUGGCUCACUCCUACAGCAUCGCCGACCCACGCCUUCAGCAACCUCACAACCACUUACAUUCCAUGGCAGUGAUCGUUUGCUCUGUUGUACAAGGCCCAAUGUCAAGAGGAGGGGAAAUUGUCCAACGAGUCAAAUGUAGUUGAGCUUCAAAAAUCUAUACCAUGUGCAAAAUGGCCACUAAUUGUCAUUUUGGUGCUCCUUGAGUUUUUUUUCUUUUUUUUCUCUUGAAAAGCAGCUACGGAAACAUGCUUUAACCCCAGCUGUGAAUGACACGGCACAAUUCCGCAGAGACUGAGAAGGUUUUAUUGGUUUUUGCCAGGGCACACCGGCUUUGAGUCGAUAAGCUACAUUCAAAUAUGAGGUGCAAUCUGCAUAGAGCCAAACAGACAGUACCUUUCACUGGCUGUGUCAGUGCCACAGCAUGCUGUAAAAGGCAGACCAGCUUUUAACCAGCUUACCCGUAUUACAGUGUCAGAUAUCAAUAUCACUGUAAAAUAUAUUCUGUGAAAGGUUAUGGUUGCCGUAGAGCUAUGCCUUCUUUCUUUCAAAAACAAGCUUCAGGACACGUUGGCUAAUGGCAUUUUCACGAAAAGCCAGGCCAGAAUGUGAUGAUGCGGAUGUAUUUACAUGGCUACAUUCUCACAGAUUUUGUUGGCGACACAUUUAUAUGUAGAAUUUUUUUUUUAUUUAUUUAUUGCCAAAUUGAUGAACAUAAGUGUCCAGAGAAGGUCAGUGUAAACUGGUCACCGUUGUUUACGUUAACACCAUGGAAACGCAAUUCUAUACUUGUGAAUUUGCAGGUCAAAGUCUGUUGAAAUGAAUUUGGUGCAGUGCAAAAAAAAAAAAGCUUUUAAAAAAGCUUUGGCAUUCAACAGAAUGCUUGUGGUAUUUCAAAUGUGUUUUGUCUGUCUGGCUUUAAACACCAAAAAGUUUGGCCUGGGAAAUGUUACAAGAUGGUUGCCAUCUUUUGUGCGCAGAAACCACAUAGACAACUGCAUAAGGCUAGGAGUCUCUUGGAAUUUCUGAAACUUGCCAGCUUUUUUUUUUUUUGUAGAAAUACUUCUCAAAUUUUGCAUUCCAGUGUCUGUCUGAAGGGGGUCAAUGUUUUUUUUUUUAUUAUUGUUUCUAUUGUUUUGCCUUUUUUUCUUGUAGACAGGCAGGCCUGCACAGUUAGACUUUAUUUAUGACUUAAAAUGUAUUGACUCACUUUUUUUGUUUUUGUUCCUAGAGUACUCUAUUUUUUAGCUGUAACUGUAUUUGUUUAACUUUUUAUUGUGGAUCCUGAGAUGCUUGUACUUGCACUUUGUGGAAAUUGGUUGAAGCAAACAAGCAAUUUUGCCUUUUUAUGGACUAAUAAAUAUUGUCAUGAGCAUAAUGGCACCAGUUAAUGAAGCGUUGUAAAGCAGCUGUGUGUUCAGGAGCAGAGAGGACCCAGAGCGAGCAGUGAUGUGCUGAGGGUGGUGCUUCCAUCCCCAGUGAUGUGCUGAGGGUGGUGCUUCCAUCCCCAGUGAUGUGCUGAGGGUGGUGCUUCCAUCCCCAGUGAUGUGCUGAGGGUGGUGCUUCCAUCCCCAGUGAUGUGCUGAGGGUGGUGCUUCCAUCCCCAGUAAUGUGUUGAGGGUGGUGCUUCCAUCCCCAGUCCUCCCUCCCUCGUUUGACAAUUCCUACAUCAGUAUGACAUUUUGUUUAGCCUUUUUGACAGAAGACAUUCCUCAGUAUUUUGUUAUCCCUCCAAAGAACCCCAUUUCUGCAAGUACAUAUAGUACUUUAGAUUAUUAUUAUGAUAAUUGUUAUCCCCUUAAUGGUGUGUGUUAAUCAGCCCUUCGCCAGACUUUGCAAGGGCGUAUUUUCGUUGUUGUGGCUGGCAGAGAUCACGUCCAUCCGCUUUCACGAGCCUGCCUCCCACUCCUCCUUUUAAGAUGAGCAUCCAUCACACGUUCUCUCUCGCUCUACCUCUUUUCUCUUGAGGCUACACAGCGCUUGCAUGCCGCCUGGCUUUUGUUUCUACCUAAUGACUCCAUGUCAUGCUUGCUAUUGUACAGAAUACCCCGCGGGCGCUACUCGACACAUGCGCAUAUGGUUAAACACAAGCAAGGAUCCAUGCCCCCGAUUUGGGUCUCUUCUGAUUCAGGGGAGUGGCAGAACAGAUGUUUCCUCAUGAGGAAUCGCAAAGCGAAGAGCAAGUUGUUUGGUUUUGGUGUCGAUGGAGAUGGAGUGCCGUCAGAGCCUGAAGAGGAGAUGUGUUGGUUACGGUCAUAAAGUGUAUAUUAUUUCUGAUAUCCUGGCCCACUGGCACAGCCACCACUAGCUUCUGUGCAACUUUACAAACCAGGAACAGGAAAGCUACGGGAAUAAAUGGGAGUGUGUUUUUAAUGAGUGUGGUAUUUAUUUUUAAGAUGUUCUUAUUUUCUAUAAGAAUGUUGUUUGGGGAGGGGGAGGGAUAGUGGAGGUGUGGAUAUUUCCAGAUGUUUCAUCUUGGCUAUGGGAUGAGAGAAUAUGGGACUUGACUGAGGUGUCUUUUAUAUAUUUCUUCUAGAACCUUCCCCUCCCUCUCCCCUGUUUCCUGUUUUAGGUUCCAGAAUGUUCUUCGUGUCUGAGACUCUUGCUCUUAACAAUUUUCCCCCAUUUUCAUUUUUCUCUUCUAUUCCUGCUUCCUUGCCUGCACCUUAAAUCUCUUUGUCCCAUAAACCCAUUCAGCUGAGCACUAUCCCCACACCUUUUUUUGGGAGAUUGUUUUCACCUGUAAAUAGCUGUACAAAGGAAAGAAGAAAAAAAACACUGUCUGUUUGCUAAGAGGCAUGGAGACUAAACAAAAUGAAAUGACCUAUAAAAUAUUUCGAAAUGAAGACAUAAAGGAUGACACAAAAAUAUCCAGACAUUUUGAUAUAGGAAAUUCUGAGAAAAUAUUUCUGUGUAAAAAUAUUUAAGACUGUAUAUUAUAAAAGGAAACAGAGCUUAAUGUAUUUGUUGUGAAUAUGGAAAACUGAUAUAUUAAAGAAGUGCAUGAAAACUGUCAAAA